CGUCCGCAGAGGGUGAGCUCCUGCUUCUGUAGCAUAUGCUAGCCGCCGCCGUCGCUGGCGCGCUCGGCUGGUCUACACCGCUCGCGCCGACGCGCCAGCUCGCGUGCUGCAGCCGCGCCGCUCGCCCGAUCGCCGCGCUGCCCGAAACGUCGCUGCAUGACUCGUCGCUGCGUGGUGCUGGCGCGGCGGAGCUUGUGCGGCGGCUGAGCCGCGAGGAGCUGCGGGCGGCGUGCGCGAGCCGCUCUCUCCGCGUGAGCGGCACCAAGGCGGAGCUUGCGGCGCGCCUGCAAGAAUACGCCGCCAAGCCUGCCGCCGCCGCCGCCUCUGCCGCCGCCUCCGGCUCUGCUGCCUCCUCCUCCUCCGCCACGCAGCCGCAUGACAGCUCCGCUGCCGCCGCCGCGCCGCCGCGCCGCCGCACGCUACAGGGCGGUGCCGCGGCGCCGUCCUCUCACGGCCUCGCUCCACUCACCGCCAGCGGUGGCAGCAGAGAAGCGCAGGCUGCAGCCGACGCGGCUCCAGUCAGCGGCGGCGGCGGCGGCGGCGGCGGCGUUGACGCGGGCGGUGGCGCGGGUGGCGGGAACACGGGCACGGGCGCGGACAUGGAGGUGGUGGUGCUGGGGAGCGGCGCGUGCAACCCGUCCCCCACUCGCUCCGCGUCGUCGCUCGCGUUGAGGCUGCUCAACUCGUACUGGCUUUUCGACGUCGGCGAAGGGACGCAGGUGCAGCUGCAGCGGUGCUUCGUGGCGCCCGGGCGCAUCGACCGUUUCUUUCCCGGUGGACUGGACUUGCGCCCGCGCCCAGACGGGUGCUGGGAGCUGCUGACUGCCGCAUUCGGCGAGAGUGGCUCGGUCCCCGUGCGCGCGGCGCCGGCGUCCAAGCGGGGCCGCCUCAAGCCGGAGCUGGUGCUGCCGCUGCUGCAGCGCAACAAACAGGCGCUUGCGGACGAAGGGGGGGCGCUCGCGGACGAGUGGGGCGUGCGCGACCCGCGAUCGGUGCUGAAGAAGGUUGCGGCACUCGGCUCUGAGGAGGAGCUCGUCCUUCCCGACGGCGCGGUGAUCCGAGGCUCCGACGCGGUCGGCGGCACGCGGCGCGGACGCAAGAUUGCGGUGCUCGGCGACUGCUGCGACGCCUCGCCUUGCUCGGGCAUCGCCGCCGGGUGCGACUUGCUGGUGCACGAGGCGACAGACGCGUACCUGCAAGUAGCUAGCUAA
Emiliania huxleyi CCMP1516 is the source of this 1211-nucleotide messenger RNA. RefSeq lists its product as hypothetical. Lineage: Eukaryota; Haptophyta; Isochrysidales; Noelaerhabdaceae. Gene Ontology annotation, molecular function: 3'-tRNA processing endoribonuclease activity. The record is from RefSeq and is a predicted model, not a curated record. The coding region runs from base 36 to 1211 and encodes 391 amino acids. Gene Ontology annotation, cellular component: nucleus. The transcript is spliced from 5 exons.